AUGGUUGCUUUCUUCGAACGUGGUGCGAAGAUAAUUGAACAAGGACCCGUAGACGUCCUCUUCGACUUCGUUUCGAAACGUGUUAUCAAAUUUGUGCUUCACACCAAUGCGCCUGGACAUUGUGACUUCGGAAUAUACUCUCGAUGCAACUUCUCAAUCUUGUUGAAGGACAACCAAUAUGAGAUUUGUACCGACUCCAAGUUUGACGAGUUCUCGCACGAAUUCAUGGGAGACUCGAGCUCUCCUCGUCCAGUCGUUCUCUCUCGUCACGAGCAACAACCUUUCGGCUCAUCAUUCUGCUAUGGAACAAAGCAAAUCAUUGUCGAAGUCAUGGAGAAUGGAUUCCUUUCCUCCCUUUCUAUCUAUGAUGGUUCCAAGGAUAAGUGA
Caenorhabditis briggsae is the source of this 387-nucleotide messenger RNA. Gene Ontology annotation, biological process: Golgi to plasma membrane protein transport. Gene Ontology annotation, cellular component: trans-Golgi network. The coding region runs from base 1 to 387 and encodes 128 amino acids. The transcript is spliced from 5 exons. NCBI's taxonomy places the organism in Eukaryota, Metazoa, Nematoda, Chromadorea, Rhabditida, Rhabditidae. The record is from RefSeq and is a predicted model, not a curated record.